Messenger RNA from [Torrubiella] hemipterigena, 3713 nucleotides. Lineage: Eukaryota; Fungi; Ascomycota; Sordariomycetes; Hypocreales; Clavicipitaceae. The record is from the annotation of a GenBank genome assembly.
GUCCAUGCAGCAGCACCACCUGGCUGCUUGCUGCAGCGCAAAUCCCACUAUCACUACUUGCAGCUUGCUUGCAUCUGAUACCUCGCAUCGCCAGCCACCGAGGUACUUUCACUGCCAGACCACUACUGUUUUUUUGUUCCCUUAACUCAAUUGGUAUUGGUACUGCUAGCAGACUUUCACUACUGACCAUAUUUUUACGGCCCCGUCUGCAAGCCUCUGUCUGUCACACGCGCACCUCGCUUGGCCAUCCUCCCUCCCACCAGGUGCUAUUGUCGCCACUACUGACUGCUACUGCUGCUGCACCUGUCGUGGUGUCCCCCGCAAACCCGCCUGGAAUGAAUCGCCGCUAAAAUCCCACCGGUUUGCAACAAUAAUUUGUGAUAUACCGUUACUUUCUUCCCUCCACUAAGCUGCAUCCCUGUUGCUCCUCGUUUCUUCUUCUUUUCUUUACAAUUUCCACUCUCUCCAAGACCAAAUGGUGGUCCCUUUUGCACUGCUAUACAUCCAAACCCACAGCACCACACUGUCCGCUCACUAGCUAGACUCGUUUCUCACCGCCGCUUCUACUCUCUCUCCGCCUACAUACCCGGGCAUCUCGCCGCCAAUGGCCGCCCCGGCCCCGUCACGCGUGAGGACAAUUAGCAAAAAGGAUCCCGCCUGUGCCAUAUGCCAUGAGCCUCCGGAAUCCCGCUGCGAGUGUGAGGCAAAUGCCCUCCAGGACGCCAUCAACCAGGCCGAAGAUGCCUUUAUGGCCGACGCUUACAGACAGAUAAGACAAUGGGUUUCAGAUAAUGCCAAGGAAUAUAUACUAGACCAUUUCCGGUCCCUAUCUGCUGCCCGAAACGAUGCACACACGGCCAACAUGGAACGCAUUAAAGCAAAGGCCUUCUACUACCGCCACGGCCCGCCAACACAACAGGAAAUCGCCGAGGCCGAGUUCAUGCACCAGCGCGGCGUCGAUGAGGACUGGAAGGCCUCUGUUGAGCGGUACCCAGAAGUCCUGGGCUACUAUUACUCUCUUGUCAACUUCCGCCUCCCGAGCAAUGAUGAUCCAGUCGUCGUGAACCCGCCGAUACCUCUGUCUACACCACCUAGAAGGAAGAAGACGAAUCGGCGCGCUUCUUUUGGCGGACCACCACCAGCACACCCUCCUGGAUAUAUCCCAGGAGGACCACCACCCAUACCGGGUGUAUUCUAUACUCGUCCAGGAGCAACCAUGCGAAAUGGUGCUAGCUCACGGCCUCCCAUCGCCUACCGUUAUUCUAGCCACUCACCCCAAGGCCAACACUUCCCUCCCUACUAGCUUGCACAUUUAGCCUAUCUUUGGCCUUUUUAUAUGUCGAAUCUGCAGCCAUGAUCAGCAUUCUCUUGUUAUUACCUCCUCUCAGCACAGCAUAGCAUAGCGUAGCAUUAACGGCCUCUCUCAUCUUGUAUCAUUGUUGAAAAUGAGCCGAACAAAAAGUUGUUCAAUUUAUAGUGUGGAUUCAACGUUGGCUGUGGCUCAGGCAAUUGAUUGUCAUGUUUGUUAAACGUAGUAGUGCAGUCUUCAAAUAACAAGGAGACAGUCUCCGAAAGCCUAUGCAAUUCAAUAAUUCAGUGUUUAUUUUAUGCUCCUAUAUAAUGUGUAUUUUGUAUGAGCGUAGUAUAUCCGGCCCGUUUUACUAAUUGAAUACUUUUCAAAGCUCCAUUUUUAGCUUCCCUUCAAAAGCUGCCAAGGCAUAGUCUGUGUCCAAACCAGUUUUGGAGGGAGCGGGAUAAUCAGAGUCGGACUGUUCGUGCUAUGAAGAAAGAGUGGUGGGAGGUUGUAAGGACAAGGUGGUGUGGGCGGCAGUGUCACGACAGUCGUUCCUCUGUUCAAGUGGCAGUUCUAGAGGCAAGGCUUUCUAAGCAUCCUGCUUAUCCUCAAGGGAAGCCUUCUUAAGCUCAGAAGCAGCCUCAUCAGCACCAUCCUCGCCGCUAGGAGAAGCCUUCUCAAGAUCGGCGAUGGUCUUCUUGGCGGCAUCAAUGUUCUAUCGACAGUUAGCAAGGCAAAUUUCCAAUCAAUUCGGUACAUCAAAACUUACACGCUGGGUCUGGGCAGCCUGGUCAGACUUCCAGUGGUCGAGCUUAGCCUUGACCUUUUCAAUGACACUGGGGACGUCGUCAGGGCCCAUGGGAGGGUCAAUGCCCAUAGCAGCGCAGUCUUCAACAACAGACGGGGGGCAAUUGAAAGCCUUGGAAGCAGCGGCAGCAGAGUUGUUCUUCUUUCCCUUCUUGCCCUUCUUGGCAGCAGAAAAGUACUCGUCAUCGCGGUCCUCCUUGCGGACAAGCUUGGUACCCUUGAGGUCAGCAUCAUCAACAGUGCGCUGGGCCUGGGCAGUGAGGCCGCUGGCAGCCAUCAGAGGACCCUUCUCCUCCUUGUGGGUAGGGUCGAGGAACUGAAGAAGACCGUUGGCGCGGCGGAUCUCCUCGAGGUAAGCAGGGUCGCUAGCUUCAGCUAAGAUGCGCUCAGCAUCGGCCUUCUUCUUCUCCAUAACAUAACGGUUACGCUCAGCUCUGCGGCGCUCGUUUUGUUUCUCACGGGCCUCGCGUUCGUAAGCCUGGUAGGCCUUCUUCUGGGUGUAGUAGUCGUCCUUGAGCUUGCGGAUGGCGCUGAACUUCUCCUGCUGGGCAGCCUGGAGCUUGGCGCGCUCAUCACGGAGACCAGAGAGUCCCUUGUAAGCUUCGUCCUGCUCAGCCUUAAUCUUAUCCAAUUCAGCCUGGAGCUUGUUGUAUUGGUCAGAGAGGGCCUUGUGCUCAGGGUCUUCCAUGCUGUCCUUAAUUUCCUUAAUCUUGGCGCGGAGCUCGUCAAUGGCCUUCUGGGAGUCAUCAAAUUGGCCAAAGUUCUUGCGGAUCUUACGUAGGUUAGAAAUAUCGGUGAGGGCCUUCUUCUCAUCAACAAGCUUCAUGGUGCCGGUGUUGACCUGCUUAUCAAGGGCAGCAAUCUGGUUGUCGAGUUCCUCAACGGACUUGAAGGGAACCUUGGCCUUGGCAGUCUUUUGCUCGGCAAUGCGAGAUCGGACCUGCUCAUCAAGGCGCUUAAUCUGGUCCAUCUUGGAAGUACGGGCGGUCUUACCACCGGCCUGCUUCUGGCGAAUCUCGUUGACCUGGGUGAUGAGCUCCUGGCGGCGCUUCUGGGUAGGGUUAGGCUCAUCCUUGUUCUUGUUAGGCAUAGCAACUUCAAUUCUGGACUUAAUGGCGGCCUGUAUUAGAAGAAACAGACGUUAGCAUACUGUAUUCCGUACAUUGGUACCGAGGAUGUAUUUUCGGCGUCAGGCAUAAAUGCGCAGCGAGUCCCGUGUCUGGAGACGACGUUGGGAGUAUGCGAUAUAACGCCUGUCGAGAAAGUCAAAGUAAGGCAUACCAAUUUAUCCAUGGAUUCUUUGUGAUCCUUCUCAGCCUGGAUCAACUCCUUCUUAAAGAGAGCCUCAUCGGGUCUGGUAGGGCGGGUGGUCUGCGCCGGAGCAGCAGGAGUGGUAGCGGCGUCGGCCAUUGUGAAGAAAUUCGAAAAGCGGAAGGGGUUGAAGAUGCAACAACAGUUCCCAAUUCGAAACUAGAAAAGCGGUGUCUCGUCGAAGAGGAUGUCGAAAGCAAUCCUGCGUGACGUUGGACGGGUCAGGAGACUGCGGGGUGGUGCGGUAUCGUCGAAGAUGGGAGAGGAAGAUCCGUAGAAAAAGGUAGAAGCACAGGCGCCU